CCCGCGCGGCCAUGGCGGGGCCGGGCCCGGGCCCCGGGGACCCUGACGAGCAGUACGAUUUCCUGUUCAAGCUGGUGCUGGUGGGCGACGCGAGCGUGGGCAAGACGUGCGUGGUGCAGCGCUUCAAGACGGGUGUCUUCACGGAGCGCCAGGGCAGCACCAUCGGCGUCGACUUCACCAUGAAGACGCUGGAGAUCCAGGGCAAGCGGGUCAAGCUGCAGAUCUGGGACACGGCUGGCCAGGAGCGCUUCCGCACCAUCACCCAGAGCUACUACCGCAGUGCCAACGGGGCCAUCCUCGCCUACGACAUCACCAGGAGGAGCUCCUUUCUGUCGGUGCCCCACUGGAUUGAGGAUGUGAGGAAGUACGGGGGCUCCAACAUUGUGCAGCUGCUGAUUGGGAACAAGUCUGACCUCGGCGAGCUCCGGGAGGUCCCGCUGGCCGAGGCGCAGAGCCUGGCGGAGCACUACGACAUCCUGUGUGCCAUCGAGACGUCUGCCAAGGACUCGAACAACGUGGAGGAGGCCUUCGUGAGGGUGGCCACAGAGCUGGUGAUGAGGCAUGGGGGCCCUCUGCUCAGUGAGAAGGGCACCGACCACAUCCAGCUGGACAGCAAGGACAUUGGAGAGAGCUGGGGCUGCGGGUGCUGACCGGGGUGCCGGGCAGGCAGGCAGGGGCCUCCCCACCUUCUCUCUUUCUGGCCUGCCAAGCCCAGCCUACACAACUGGCCCUCCUGGAUGCCAGCAGUUCUGGGGCAGCUGGAUAAAGUCCUGGAAUUAACCAUCCUGGGGCCUGGAUGCUUGAAGGAAGACGCAGGAGAACCUCCUGCACAGGAGAACUGUGGGCACAGGGUAGGGUGUGGGGCCCAUCUUGCCAGCCAGCGGCUGUCCCCCCAAGUUCUUCACAUUCCAGCACUGGCCUGCAUGGACAGCGUGGGCGUGGGGCCAGGAGCGUGCCUCCCCCCCCCCCACACCGCGCUGGUUCCGGCCAUCUCACACCCAGGCAGCUGUGGCGGCGGGGUAGCCUGCUGAUUCCCUGGGAUGGGGCUGGUGCCAGGUCUUCCAGGCCCUUCCAGAGCCUCCAUAUGUAGCCGCUGAGAGCAAGGGCGACUGGCCCAACGGACUCAGCUCCUGAGUCGGGGACGCCCUGACCCUCCCGGGCAUGGAGCCUUCUUCCUCUCUUCACUGCCAGCUCUGAAUUCACAGACACCUUGUGGCCAGCUCGCUCUCAGCAAAGCCACUCAAGUCUUCUGGUUUUCCAUGUAGCUUCUCGUUCUCAUCAGCACAGGCAAGGGGUAAGGGCGCACAGCCGAGUGGGGACUCUGCUGGCGUGCAGCCCUACGUUUUGACACUCGGAUUGCAAAACCAACUCCUUUUGGGGCACCAGCUCUCAGAAGCUUGGGGAUAGGGGCCUGAGAGAGGAACUGGACCUUUAAGAGAAAAGUGAAAGCUGGUGUUCCCGAGGUCCAGGUCUGAGAGUGAGCCUGGACACCCAGGCUUCACCCACGUGCUGCCUCUCCAGGUGCAGCCUACAGGCUAGGCCCCGGCAGUCCGUGGUUGGCUUGGACUACCCCCCUUUUAAUGGCCUUUCCCUGUCCUGGGCUCUGAGGCUGGAAGGCAGGCGCGAGUUCUCUGGGCAUGGCUCAGGGGACGGUGGGGACUACUGGGGGCAUGUGAUGUGCCCCACCAACCCUGCCCUCCAGUCCAGCCCCUCUGGCCCCUCAGUGUGGCGCCCCAGGAAGUGAACUGCCCUCCAGGCCAUGCCCUCAGCCAAAGGGGCCGGAGCCCAGGCGGCCCCCUGCUCAUCCCAUCGUGCGCCUUUGCCUUCCCCUCUGAGCACUGUGGUCUGCAGGGCUCUCUCCCAGGCAGGCCUGGGGGAGGGCUGGAAGCCAGAGGCCUGGAGCAGCCCACGGUGGUAGCAGCCCUGGGGUCUGCCCUGAGGGGAGUCAGCUGAGGUGGGAGCUGGAAGCAGGAAGACCGCCUGCCUGCCUUCCUGAGCAGCCCUGCUGAUGGGAUGGGCUGAGCAGGGCCAGGGCCAAGCAGCUGGCAGGGAGAGGUGGUGGUGUCUGCCCUGUUCGUGGCGCCUGGGCUCUGCCAGCAGGUGGAAAGUGCCUGUAAGAGGACCCCAUUCAGGCCAAACGCAAUGGCCCUCCAGCCCCUUGACCUCUGCAGGGGGCUGACGUUCGGGCACAGCUAGGAGAGAAUCUCACAAAGCCUGACCUCAGAAAUCUGCUGCUUUGGGGGCAAGGCGCAGGUAGGGGUUUGGAGCAGAGGCCUGGGCCUAUUUCCAGGGUUGACUUGCCACCUAGUUCCAGUCGAGCACAUGGUGACUGCCCCCUCAGAAGCCUCUCCUUCACUGGUGCCCUCGGCUGCCGCGAGGAGCCAGGCUGGAACAGGGAUGGGUAGCUGGCUGGUGAUAGUUCAUUUGGCACUUGCCCUGCAAGUCAUGCUGGUCCCCAGGACCGACCUGAAGGCCAGGGAAGGCUUAGCUGGGGAGGGCUGGCCCAGCCUGGGUCGGGAGCUUUCCUCAUUGGUGGCUUCUUGGCUCACCCAGCCACCAAGGAACGAGCACCUCGCUUCCUCCCCUUUCACAGCCCAAGAUGUCAGAAGCUUGGACUAAGGGGCCCCUGCUACCCCAUCCUCCAUGCUUGGGAGCAGCCUCACACUCCAGGGGGUUUAGCCUAGAAUCCAGGGCGCCCGGGCUCCUUAUGUUCUCCCUACCCCCCAUGGUGCUGGGGAUGCCACCUUUACGACCCCCUGCCCCUCCACCCCAGACAGACCCCAUCCCCUCACUAACCUCCUUGCCCUGGGGCUCCUGUCUCCACCACCCAAGCUACGGCUUGCUCCUCUGAGUGGCUGGUCUGAGGUCGCCCUGGGCCGUCUCCCUGCUCUCCCGCCUCCAGGGCUCCGGAGCAGCCCGUGCUCCUCCAGGAUGUCCAGACCUCCACAGCCCACCCUGCCCCAGACCCCUUCUGGCCCGCCCCCCUUUACCCGCCCUGCCUGUUGAUUCACGUCUCUUAGAACCUACAAGUGACCCAGCUGGUUAUACCCCAAGUUUGCCCACCGCACCCUCCAGCAAGAAUGAGUUUUUCCCCAGCCCUUGGCCUGCAUGGCUCCCCUGCCCCGGGCUGAGGUCGUCUCCCACUGAGCCACCCACCAUCCCACCAGGCCCCUCCAAGGGUAACAGGCAGCCUGGGGGCCUGCUCUGUAGUGGUCCCUCAGGCAGGGCUCACCACCUCCUGGCCCAGGCCUCCGUGCAGGAAAUGGGGAAGUGUGUGAGACAAAAAGCAAGAUGGGCCAGCCCCUCUCCCAGCGGGUCAGGGCCUCUGGGCAGGGACAGCUGAAUCUCUCUCUUGGUUUAUAAAUUGCAAAGAACAAGGACAGGUAGGGUCAGGGUGAAGGGGAGGAGGCCAGGAAGUAUCCUAGCACCCGUCUCCUGAGGGCAGAGGCUGAGUCCUGUCCCUGUGCUGGAGGGUAGGUCUCUGUCCCCCUGGGAGUGGCCUUUAACCUUGAGGACACAGGAUGGGCAGGUUUGGAGCUGGAGGAGCUCCUAAUUCAUAUUGAAUUCAGUUCACUUUCCCAGGAGGGCUGUGCACGGUAGGGCCCCCCGGAAGCUGUGACCCCUGCUGGCCUGGACUGCUGGGGUGGGGCGCACCUCAGCCAACCCAAGGAUGCCAUUUGCAUUUGGGGAUUUUUCACAUUAUCUAUUUAUGAACAUACAAAUCUUUAUAUCGAAUCUAUUUUUUAAAACAUGGAAACGUUGCCUUCAUGGAGACUUAGGAGAGCCAGAGUGUGCACAUUCCUCAACCAUUAAACAGAUUUCUGU
This is a messenger RNA of Condylura cristata (star-nosed mole), 3825 nucleotides long. It is a transcript of the gene RAB43, whose product is annotated as RAB43, member RAS oncogene family. The record is from RefSeq and is a predicted model, not a curated record. Gene Ontology annotation, biological process: protein secretion; regulation of exocytosis. Gene Ontology annotation, molecular function: GTPase activity; GTP binding. The transcript is spliced from 3 exons. Lineage: Eukaryota; Metazoa; Chordata; Mammalia; Eulipotyphla; Talpidae. The coding region runs from base 12 to 650 and encodes 212 amino acids. Gene Ontology annotation, cellular component: trans-Golgi network.